This is a messenger RNA of Xylaria bambusicola, 1044 nucleotides long. Its product is annotated as cell differentiation protein rcd1. Bases 1 to 1044 code for a protein of 347 amino acids. Gene Ontology annotation, biological process: negative regulation of translation; mRNA catabolic process. The transcript is spliced from 3 exons. Gene Ontology annotation, cellular component: CCR4-NOT core complex; CCR4-NOT complex; P-body. NCBI's taxonomy places the organism in Eukaryota, Fungi, Ascomycota, Sordariomycetes, Xylariales, Xylariaceae. The record is from RefSeq and is a predicted model, not a curated record.
AUGUAUGGUCAACAACAUCACUACAACCAUCCUGACCAGUCGUGGAUGCAUCCGUCCUCCAACUAUCAGCAUCAAGCACAGCAAGUCGCUAUCAACGCCGCCCAGCAACAUCAUGGCCGUAUCCAAGGCGGCCCCAACAUGGCCGCAUCCAUGGGUGGGCAUAUCCAGGACACGGGCAUGGAGACUUUGACCGAGGACAAUCGUCGCACCAUGGGGUUCGUUGCCGACCUCCUCAAUGAGACCACUCGCGAAGCCGCUCUUCUGGAGCUUAGCAAAAAGCGCGAGCAGGUUCCUGAACUAGCUAUGAUUCUGUGGCACUCCUUUGGCGUGAUGACCUCCCUUAUGCAGGAGAUUAUCUCUGUAUAUAACCUUUUAAACCCCUCGCAGCUUACUGCUGCGGCAUCCAACAGAGUCUGCAAUGCACUAGCAUUGCUCCAGUGUGUGGCAUCCCACAACGAUACCCGGACUCUUUUCCUGAACGCUCACAUCCCUCUGUUCCUCUAUCCGUUCCUAAACACGACAUCCAAGUCUCGCCCUUUCGAGUACUUGCGACUGACUUCCCUCGGUGUAAUCGGAGCACUUGUUAAGAACGACUCCACCGAGGUAAUCAAUUUCCUUCUCACGACUGAGAUCAUCCCUCUCUGCCUUCGCAUCAUGGAGACCGGGUCCGAGCUUAGCAAAACUGUAGCCAUCUUCAUCGUUCAGAAAAUCUUGCUUGAUGACAAUGGUCUUAACUAUAUCUGCGCUACCUAUGAGCGUUUCUAUGCUGUCGGAACCGUGUUGAGCAAUAUGGUCGCUCAACUCGUUGAGCAACAGACCGCACGAUUGCUUAAGCACGUCGUGCGCUGCUUCUUGCGUCUUAGCGACAAUGCGCGUGCCCGAGAAGCUCUUCGCCAAUGCUUACCAGAGCCCCUUCGAGAUGCCACCUUCAGCAACGUGCUACGUGAUGAUGCAGCAACUAAGCGGUGCCUAGCGCAACUUCUAAUCAAUCUAUCAGACAAUGUGGUGGAGACUUCAACAGGAGAUAAUCAUCGUCUCAGCUAG